Messenger RNA from Daphnia pulex (common water flea), 1609 nucleotides. RefSeq names its product diaminopimelate decarboxylase-like. Gene Ontology annotation, molecular function: diaminopimelate decarboxylase activity. The transcript is spliced from 8 exons. NCBI's taxonomy places the organism in Eukaryota, Metazoa, Arthropoda, Branchiopoda, Diplostraca, Daphniidae. The record is from RefSeq and is a predicted model, not a curated record. Bases 47 to 1402 code for a protein of 451 amino acids.
UCCUUUUGAUAGCAGUGUUUGAAAUAUCCAAACAACAAAAAAAAACAUGGCGAACGCUCAACAGGCUCAGUUGUCUACAGCUUUUUAUUACUUGAAUGAUAACUUUUAUUGUGAAAAUUCACCUGUACAUCAAAUCGAAAACGAGUUGGAGAAAACAAGUGGCUGUGAUGAUGAUGACGACAGAUCGGCCACACCGUUGUAUAUUUACAGUCAAGCGCAACUACACCGAAACAUCCAAAGUUACAAAGAUGCGAUUCAAUCAGCUGGAAUGAGCGGCCGAAUGCACAUCUUUUACGCCGUUAAAGCCAACCCAAAUCUGCACCUGAUGGAUUUGGUGAGGAAACAAAAUUGCGGAGCUGUUACAGUAUCUGGCUACGAGUUGAAGGCAGCUUUGAACACCGGAUUUGUUCCUGAAAUGAUCCUUCUCAACGGCAACGGCAAAGAAAUGUGGGAGAUCCGAUUGGCACUGAAGAAUGGUUGCAUGCUCAACGUCGAUUCGUAUUUCGACGCUGAAAAUAUAAUCAGCGUUGCUCGGCAGUUGCAAAAGACUGCCCGAGUUCUGAUUCGAGUUAAUCCUGGGCUGGAGCAGUCCAGCACACCUGUCCAUUCCUAUUUGAGCACCGCAUUGAAGAACAGCAAAUUUGGAAUCCCUUUGCAUCAGUUUGAUCAGGUAUUGGAGCUUUUAAGAGCUGAGCAUUUCAUUCAAGUGGUCGGACUUCACUGUCACGUUGGAAGCACGAUUCGUGACGCAUCCAUUUAUUCCAACGUCACUCGUAUAUUACUGGACAUUCGCCAAAAAUUAAUAACGCAAGAAUAUGCGCACUUAAAAUAUCUGGAUAUUGGCGGUGGUUUGGGAAUCGAUUAUUACCACGGCACCAAUCAAGAGCAAUCGCCAUUGUCGUCGACCAGUGAAUUGAUUCAAGCAAUCGCCUCUUUAUUGCCUCCGGAUGUGGAAGUGAUUAUCGAACCCGGAAGGUCUCUGGUGGCCAAUACGGGUAUUCUGGUGACCAAAGUACUCGGUAACAAGAAGAGUCCCGACGGCGGUAAAAAUUUUGUAGUCGUCGAUGCUGCCAUGAACGACCUGAUACGGCCCAGCUUUUACCAAGCUUAUCAUCACGUGCUACCAGUUCGAAAAUCUAUUUCAUCUGAAGGGACGUAUGAUAUCGUCGGUCCAAUUUGCGAGUCCGGCGAUUUCCUGGCCGUCGACCGCCGACUGCCGCAAGAGCCUGUCAAAGGUGACUUGAUGGCCAUUAUGGACAUCGGAGCUUACGGGAUGGCCAUGGCUUCCAACUACAAUAUGAGAGCAAGAGCGGCAGAAGUGCUGGUGGAUGGUAACAGCUGGAAGAUUAUUCGGCGUCGAGAAAACUUCGAAUCCCUAGUACAAACUAUGACUGCUGAUUAGUGUGUCACUAAAAUUCAACAAAGGAGUAUAAGUAAACCCCCUAAAAAAAUGUAUUUGCACUUUAAUUAAUAUUUCUUUAGAUGGGUGGGAUUUGCUUAUUAGACCUUGAGGUUUAUUGUGUCAUAAGGAAUGGUGGAAUACCUGUAACUUCAAAAGUCACAGCUGACUUGCUAAAAGAAUUUGCCAAAAUAAAAUUAUUAAAUUAUG